UAAAAAUGUUUUGUUGCGUGAUUUGUAAUAAACUCAUUGGAGAAUCUACCUAUUCAACUCCAUGUGGCCAUGUUUACCAUUUUAAGUGUAUUACAGAAUGGUUAAAUAGGUCACCAACGUGUCCAACUUGCCGAACCAAUGUAUUGCACAACGAUUUAAUCAAACUUUUUAUGCCGGAAGACAAAAGAUAUAAAAUCACCCCAAAAGAAGAACUGGAUUCAUUAAUGAAAAAAUCACAAUUACUAGAAAAGAAAAGUAUAAGUAAUGCUCACAUACUCAAUGAUAUGAAAAAGAAAUUACAUGAGACACAGAUGAUUGAUAAAAAAUAUAAUUCAGAAAAAUUUAGAAAUAUGCUAUUAAAACAAGAAAUGUAUGAAUUACAAUCAUUAAAUUUAGCUGAGCUCAAUAAAAUAUCAAAUUUUAAAAGAGAAAAAGGGCAUUUUCUAAAGACGACAAAUAAUAUACAAUCUUAUUUACCAAAUACGUCAAGGGUAAAUGUUUGCAACAAAAAUAAAGUUACUGAGAAAAUAGAACUAUCUAAGUUACAACUCCAGUUAAAGCCAUCUACUGAGAAGGGAUUUUUAUCUGAUUGUCACUUCUGGAUUGUUAAUGAACAUAAAGAACUUCCAGGUGGUUCAAAUCGCCUAUAUUUUAAUGAACAACGUGUAAUGGAGCACGGUGGCAUUCUGGCUUAUCGUUACUCAAAUGAAGUAACUCACGUGAUUUGUAACAGCCAAAAAAAUAAUGAAGUUUUUAGAGCUUUAUCAGAUCAUAAAAAAUGUGUGACUGAUUACUGGCUGAGUGAUAUUAUUGGUGAAAAAAAAAUAGUUGAACCUUGGUUAGCUCAUCAUUUUCCUAUACCAUACAGCUAUAAUAAUUUACCAUGUGAAGAUUAUCAGAUAGCAAUCGUAAAUUUUAAUAAAAAUGAUCAUUUUAGAGUCAAAGUUAUGGCAGAAAUUGCGGGUGCUUGUGUAACUAAUAAAGUUUCCCAUAAUACUCAUGUUGUAAUUAGCCAGAAUUUAGAAGGUGAAAUAAUAAAAAGAGCUUUAACUUUUAAAAUACCUGUGGUAAAUGUUCAAUGGAUAAGUGAUAUACUUCUUGGUGAAAAAAUUAGCUUUCAUGAUUCAAAUAAAAUAAAAUAUCAACAAUUUGAAUUGUGCGAUCCUUUUUCAAUAAAUGCUGUGAGAGUAUCACAUUUGAUGGAAUUUUUUAAAGAAAAUGUGAUGAGUAAAAAAAAAUAA
This is a messenger RNA of Melanaphis sacchari, 1241 nucleotides long. RefSeq names its product PAX-interacting protein 1-like. Gene Ontology annotation, molecular function: ubiquitin protein ligase activity. Gene Ontology annotation, biological process: protein ubiquitination; interstrand cross-link repair. The transcript is spliced from 11 exons. The annotation marks the transcript as partial. Gene Ontology annotation, cellular component: nucleus. The record is from RefSeq and is a predicted model, not a curated record. NCBI's taxonomy places the organism in Eukaryota, Metazoa, Arthropoda, Insecta, Hemiptera, Aphididae.